CAACCCUUCACUAGGGGAUAUCAAGAUUUUGCUAAAAUUUCAAAAAAAAGUCCUCUUGCUAUGGAGGCUCUCAAUGCAGCAAGAUUAACCCCUGUUUCAGUUUUUUCUGAUAGAAGAAAUGAACCCAAAAAAAUCCCAUCUUUCCAAUUCAAGAACCUUCAAAAUUCAUCCAAUUUUAGCACCAACUUGUCAAGAUCAGUAGAGGGUAUAUCAAGAAAUGUUCAAGGGGGUUUAGUUUUACUUUCCUCUGUUUUCACUACAGGUUUAGCUAAAGCAUUGACAUACGAGGAAGCACUUCAGCAAUCAAUUACUAGUACUAGUACUAAUGAUUUUGAUGCAAAUGCAUUUGUUGAAACCUUAACCGAUUUCGUAUCAGAUAAUCCUUUAGUUAUAGCUGGUGGUUUUGCUGUUUUGGGUUUACCAUUUAUUGUGUCUCAGGUGUUUGGUAAAAUGCCUAAGCCAUCUUGGGGUGUUGAGUCUGCUAAGAAAGCUUAUGCAAAAUUGGCAGAUGAUGUGAGUUCAGAGUUAGUUGAUAUAAGAGCCACUGUUGAAUUGAAGCAAGAGGGGAGUCCAGAUAUAAGUGGUUUCAAGAAGAAGCCAGUUACAAUUGUAUAUAAAGGUGAAGAUAAGACAGGGUUCUUGAAUAAGCUAGCUUUGAAGUUUAAGGAGCCAGAGAAUACCACAUUGUUCAUUCUAGACAAAUUUGAUGGAAACUCUGAACUGGUUGCAGAGCUUGUCACAGCAAAUGGUUUUAAAUCUGCAUAUGCAAUUAAAGAUGGUGCUGAAGGUCCCCGAGGAUGGAAGAAUAGUGGCCUCCCUUGGAUACUUCCUAAGAAAACAUUUAGUCUUGAUCUGGGCCUGUCUGAUGCUCUUGAUGGUCUUUUUGGGGACAGUUCUGAUUCUGUCGCUGUAGGUUUGGGUGUUGCCGCAGCUGCUGCGUUUGGACUCUUGGUGUUCUCAGAGGCGGAAACAUUACUUCAACUGUUAGGUUCAGCUGGACUUAUCCAACUAGUCAGCACAAAACUUCUAUUUGCAGAGGACAGAAAGCAAAGUCUGCAACAAGUUGAUGAGUUCCUCACCAAAGAGAUUGCUCCAAAGGAGCUUGUAGGUGACAUUAAGCAAAUAGGGCUGGCUCUUCUUCCUGUUCCAGUGACUAGAAAAAAUCUGCCUGAAUCUGCAGAGACAAGUGAAUCAGUUCCCGAGGUGGAUGCUGCAUCAUCUAAAGUAGAGGCAUCCGUCGAGACACUUUCACCAUAUCCUAAUUAUCCUGAUCUCAAGCCUCCAACAUCACCGAUACCUUCACAACCUAGUGGCAGUGUGGAGAAAGCUGAAACAGUUUCCAAGGUAGAAGUAUCUGCCGAGUCUACUCCAGAAAUCAGUUCAGCUCCAAAACCAGAAGUAACAGCAGAAGCACUAACUGGAAUUACAAGGCCACUUUCUCCAUAUCCCAAUUAUCCUGAUCUCAAGCCUCCGACUUCGCCAAUGCCUACACAAGCAUAAUGUUGGACAUGCAGAUUUCCAUAUCCAAGGUGUAUUAGCUCCACAAUUGCCAAUUUUUGUAAAAAUUGAAGGAAAGUUUGUAACAAUAUUUCCAUUCUUUGUAAUUUAUUGAUGAAUGUCAUCAUGUUUUGUAGAUAGAUAUGGU
Messenger RNA from Solanum stenotomum, 1645 nucleotides. RefSeq names its product rhodanese-like domain-containing protein 4, chloroplastic. NCBI's taxonomy places the organism in Eukaryota, Viridiplantae, Streptophyta, Magnoliopsida, Solanales, Solanaceae. Gene Ontology annotation, molecular function: CoA-transferase activity. The coding region runs from base 61 to 1500 and encodes 479 amino acids. The transcript has 9 exons. The record is from RefSeq and is a predicted model, not a curated record.